This is a messenger RNA of Helicoverpa zea (corn earworm), 1173 nucleotides long. RefSeq names its product antitrypsin-like (gene serpin-33). Gene Ontology annotation, molecular function: serine-type endopeptidase inhibitor activity. The record is from RefSeq and is a predicted model, not a curated record. NCBI's taxonomy places the organism in Eukaryota, Metazoa, Arthropoda, Insecta, Lepidoptera, Noctuidae. The transcript has 8 exons. The coding region runs from base 1 to 1173 and encodes 390 amino acids.
AUGACGACAGCAGUCGUCAGCCAAUUAAUGAAGUCCAAGGAGAAGAAAAUAUUCACUCUAAUAAAACUGAAACCAAAUGAAAACGUGGUGGCAUCUGAGCUGUUAGUUCGUUUCUCACUAUGCAAGCUCGCGGCGGUAGCCACGGGAGAUACCAAAGAGGAUCUGAUGACACUUCUAGGUUACAAAGAUGAGAGAAGUUUAAAACCCUGUUACACGAGACUAAGAGAAUCACUGAAGACAAUGACAGAGAGUGACCUGACAUUGAUCAACAGAAUAUUCGUGGACUACUCUAAAGAAAUAGAUCCAAACUUUAUAAAUAAUUCUACGGAAAAAUUUGGAGUGCAAGUUGAACAAGUUGGUUUUACCUAUCCCGUGGCAGCUUUAGCACAUAUUAAUAAAAUGAUUAGCGCUAUAACAUACAAAAGAAUAGCAGACAUACUGGACGCUGAUGAUAUAGACAGAAAAACUAAAAUGAUUAUCGUUAACGGAGCUCAUUACAAAGGUACCUGGGAGUUCCCAUUUGAUUUCCGGCUGACUAAAGUGAAGGAGUUCCGUCAUAUUGAUGGUAAGGUAUCCAAGGUACCGAUGAUGACCAAGAUGGAUUCUUUCAUGUUUGUAGCGGCUGGCGAUUGUAAGGCCAUAAAUCUCAAGUUCGGAAGUUGGCGGGCAUCUAUAACAAUUGUAAUACCCAACAGUGCUCGUGAAUUUCCGAAACUGAUUGACAAAAUUAGCGAAGAAAGGAAUUACGUGUACAGCCUUGUAAAGAGCAUGAAAUCGAAGUAUUUGAAUGUGCUCAUACCAAGAUUUAAAAUUAGAACUUUUGUUGAUUGGUCCGGAUUCCUACAGGGGUUGGGACUGUAUUCUCUUUUUAAUACGAACUCCUCGGAUCUGGUUGGUAUAUACAAGAAAGAGUAUCGGAACCAGACCAUCGGCUUGAGUAAAAUCAAACAAAAAAUAUUCUUGCAAAUUGAUGAGAUGGGUGUUGCCAGAUUUAAACCUCAUCCACAUAUGGACUUGGGACCACCGAAAGGUUCAAAGGCUCCAGAUGUACCAGUCUUCAUAGCGGACAGACCGUUCUACUUCGAGAUCACGUGGGACUUCGAGAAUGCUCGAUAUGAAAUGUUUACCGGCGUUUACUAUGGGCCAGAGUCAAACAAUAUCAUACCAAAGUAA